Messenger RNA from Clupea harengus (Atlantic herring), 1687 nucleotides. It is a transcript of the gene maip1, whose product is annotated as matrix AAA peptidase interacting protein 1. Gene Ontology annotation, molecular function: ribosome binding. NCBI's taxonomy places the organism in Eukaryota, Metazoa, Chordata, Actinopteri, Clupeiformes, Clupeidae. The record is from RefSeq and is a predicted model, not a curated record. Gene Ontology annotation, cellular component: mitochondrial inner membrane. Gene Ontology annotation, biological process: protein insertion into mitochondrial inner membrane from matrix.
UUUCCAGUAGGACGAUUUCAAUCGCAGGACAUGUGAAGCCCUGAAGAAAGUGAAUGAUGGCGCUACCCAUUUUGAGAUGUAGUUGUAAUGUCAGUAGGCCACCCUCGCUUCUAUGUCUUCUCUUUAAAUCUAACGCUCUGGUACAGAACCGAAUACAUGUUACACGUACUAUUCCCUUGGCUUCUGUUGUAUCCACUGUUCGAAAGUACAGCUCGGACCGCGGUGGGGAAAAACAGAAUCAGAAGGUGGUUGUAGUUGGUAUUCCAAACCCUUUCAUAUGGUUCCGGACACGGAUAUAUUACUUUUUGAUCAGGACAUAUUUUGAUAAGGAGUUCAAUAUUGAAGAUUUCAGCGAAGGUGCGAAACAGGCGUUUUCCCACGUAUCCAAUCUCCUUUCUCGGUGUCAGUUUGAGGCUCUCGAAGGACUUGUCGCAAAAGACUUGGUAGGUAAACUUCAGGAGAAAUGGGAUGUGCUUCCUGCAAGCCACAAGAGGGCCCUCUCUGCUGAUCCAGACGAUAUUAUGUACACCACUCCUGGUGAUGUCGGCAUUUACUAUGAUGACGAUGGGCGGAAAUUUGUGAGUAUUCUCAUGCGUUACUGGUACUUAACAAGUGCCAAGCUACCUGAGGAGACCAUGGAAGGGGCACGAAUCUUCCAGGUAUCCAUUGGUGGAGAGGGCGAGACAGAGACCAAGCGACUCCUCACAGCCAAUUAUGAGUUCCAGAGGGAGUUCACCAAGGGAGUGGUACCUGACUGGAUCAUCACACGAAUAGAACACUCCAAGCUGCUAGACUGAAGUUCACUGAAAUCAAAAAGAUGAAUGGUGGACAGGGGAUACUCUUCCAUUCUUUACUUUUUAUUGUUUGCACUUUUCAGGAAGUUCAAGGUCCCUUGUGAGCAUUGCUGGGAGAACUACAACACAAGUUUGCCUGACCACACAUGUUGAAAACUAAGAUGACAAUGCCUCAUUUCAGCAGCAGCAAGGGAUUUUAUUGCCAAGCUCCCUGGGAAAAGCUGCCUUUGUAAUGUCUGUAUGUUUGUAGCUGGACUAGUGUGUGACUUUGGUUAAAGUAUUCAGCUCAGACACAACAUAAGAGGGGAAAAGGUCAGAGGGGGAAAAAAAAAACAUACAGUCAGUGUAUGUAUGUAUGAGAUUUAACUGCUAGUCUUAGUCUUAGCUCAGCUGUGGAGUUUAUUUUUGUUUUAAUCUCUGUAUCGGGUCCAGAUGAGAGAAUGGACUAGCACAGACACAGGUUGUGGUUUGGGAUUCUUUUUCUUUUUAAAUAUCAUUGUCAUUCCCUGCAUAAUCUGUACAUCUCUUUAUAUAUUGCAGCCCAGUAUACAGAGAUGUAUUAUAUACUUAAAGAGGUGUAUCUGUCCUCUUCAGGUUUCACAAUUAAAAGCUUUGUAAGCUGUGGAGACUUUUGAAGAAUCUGAACGCUGUCAACUGGUGGGCCUCAUUCAAGCACCAUGUGAAAUUAGAAGCCCAAUUUUAUUUGGAGACAAGCAUUUCUAUUUUUAAUGUGUUUUUGUGUCAUCUCAGGUGCAUUGUAUUAUGACAGUUUAUCCCACAGUGUGUCUGGAGGUCUGAGUGAGAUGCUGGCCCGUGCAGCACCAGAGAUUUGUGUGUUUGUGGCAGCUUGACACAGCUGAACUUUGUAAUAAAUCAAACCGCUGAGAAAUCCA